AUGGCUGUGAGUGUGAUUUUGGACAUUGAGGGCACAAUUUGCCCGAUCUCGUUUGUCAAGGACGUGUUGUUCCCGUACUUUCUGGCACAAUUGCCCGACAUCCUGGAUAGAUACACCUACCCGAUCUCGCAAAACUCCACCGACACCUUGGAAUCCAUCCUGGCCAAGUUCCCGCAAGCCACACUGGUUUCCAAGACCCAAUUGCACAGCCAUAUCAAGUCGCUGGUCGACAACGACGUCAAGGACCCGGUUCUCAAGGAACUCCAGGGCUUUGUCUGGGAAAAGGGCUACCACGAGGGCCAAAUCCAGGCCCCGUUGUACAACGACGCUUUGCAGGCCAUCGGCACGUGGUCCAAAGACCCUGCGAAAAAUGUGUACAUCUACUCUUCUGGAUCUGUCAAGGCGCAGAAACUGCUGUUCCAGUACGUCAAACCCAUUGACAGCACAGGUCCGGUCGAAUCUCAGGACAUUAACAGCCAACUUUCCGGCUAUUUCGACACAAACAACGCAGGCCCCAAAAUCGAGGCCAGCAGCUACCUGAAAAUCGCACACGCUAUUGGCUCCGACCCUUCCUCAUGUGUGUUUCUCAGUGAUAACCCAAAAGAGGUGGAUGCCGCAAUUGCUGCUGGAAUGAAAAGCUACCUGGUGGUGCGGCCAGGAAACGCUCCGGUCGACUCCACAGCCACGAAAAUCACCUCGUUCGACCAACUCUCCAUAUAA
Messenger RNA from Ogataea philodendri, 720 nucleotides. RefSeq lists its product as uncharacterized. Lineage: Eukaryota; Fungi; Ascomycota; Pichiomycetes; Pichiales; Pichiaceae. Bases 1 to 720 code for a protein of 239 amino acids. The transcript has a single exon. The record is from RefSeq and is a predicted model, not a curated record. Gene Ontology annotation, molecular function: magnesium ion binding; acireductone synthase activity.